Molecule: messenger RNA, 1125 nt
Organism: Entrophospora sp. SA101
Lineage: Eukaryota; Fungi; Glomeromycota; Glomeromycetes; Entrophosporales; Entrophosporaceae
Source: the annotation of a GenBank genome assembly
AUGGCCAACACGACUAUUGCAAAAUUUCCUUCGAGUUUGUUUGAAGAAUUGAUAAAUGAAAAGCAAUUGAAUUUAUAUGAAUAUGAGCAAUUUAACGAGAUUGAAGAAAUUAGUAUAAAGGAAGAGCGUAAUAAAAUUUAUAAAGCAGAUUGGAAAUUAAAGAAUGUUGUUGUGACAUUAAAAGAAUUGAUGAUUGAUGUUACUUCUCAAGAAAACAGAUCUAUUUUACAUUCUUUUAUUGAUGAGCUCAAGUUACGCCAAAAAACCCUUUACUUGCCAUCAAACAACAACUCAUCGUCUUCUCCUUCAUUGUCUUCUUCAAUAACUCAAGAAUCGUCAGCAAAAGGAACACCACAAAGUUAUAUAGAUCUUUACAAAAAUUGUUGGAAUGAUGACCCAGAUAAAAGACCUGACAUUAACGAAGUUAAAAAAAUACUAGCAGAUACUGAUUCAACAUUUUUUGGAAAUUUACUAAAAUUCUUUAUAGAAUUAUUAGAAUUAUCAGGUGAUAAUGACUAUAUAAUAACCAGUCUAAAGGGAUUUUUACAUAAUCAUAUGAGAGAACACAAAUCAACUUUUAAAUCAUUACUAAAAAAUUAUAGUGAUGAUUCAAAUUUUAAUUUCAUAAUAGGAUUUUUCUAUGAAAAUUCUAUUGGUACGGUGCAAGACAAACAAUUAGCUUUCAAUCAUUAUGAAAAAUCUGCAAAAACUGGUAAUUCCAUAGGUCAAUAUUUUUUGGGCAGAUGUUACUAUUGGGGAAUUGGGAUAAAGAUUGAUAGAAAAAAAGCUUAUGAAUGGUUAAAAAAAUCUGCAGAUAAUGAUAAUUUUAAAGGUAAAUGGUUAUUGGGCUUAUGUUAUGAAAGAGGUUAUGGUACAACAAAAGAUUUGCAAAAGGCUUUUGAAUUAUUUUUGAGUUCUGCUGAAAAUGGUAAUGUUGUUAGUCAGAUGGAAUUAGGCAGAUGUUAUGAAGAAGGUGUUGGCACAAAAAAAAAUAUUAAUCAGGCUAUUGAGUGCUAUCAGCAAGCUUCUAAAAGUGUUAAUAAUAGUCUGGCUCAAAAGAAACUGAACAAUUUGAAAAAAAUCUUGGAAAAUAAAAAGAAAAUUUUGGAUCAAAAAAAAAUUUGA